Molecule: messenger RNA, 1881 nt
Organism: Medioppia subpectinata
Lineage: Eukaryota; Metazoa; Arthropoda; Arachnida; Sarcoptiformes; Oppiidae
Source: the annotation of a GenBank genome assembly
AUGCAGUCAUUGGUGGCGUUAGUCACUGGCGGCGCUUCGGGUCUCGGAUUAGCCGUUUGUAGACGUCUUUCGCGAAACGGAUUUCGUGUCGUUUCACUGGAUUUGCAGCAAAACAACAGCCAAUCAGAAGACGCGGAGAAUUACAUCCAAAUAAAAGGCGAUAUUCGGCGCGAAUCGGACAUCGCUUCGGCUCUUUCGCGCUGUACUGACGCCGAGUCGGGUCGACAACGACUGGAUGUAGUGGUGAACUGUGCGGGCGUUGCGAAUGCCUUCAAACUAUACAACUUUGAGUCGCGUCGACCGCAACGACUCGAAGACUUCAAAGAGUUGUUUGAAAUCAAUGUUUUCGGUUUGUUUGACGUCAUAAGGCUUUCGGUCCCGCUUUUGGCCGCAAACCCUUUGCACCCGAACGGCACGCGAGGGCUCGUUGUGAACACGUCGUCCAUUCUGGCCGUUGAGGGACACGAAGGACAGACCGGUUUCAGCGCAUCGCAGGCCGCCAUCGACGCCAUGACUCUCCCUCUCGCACGCGAUCUCUCUUCCCAAGGGAUUCGUGUCAAUACAAUCGCCGCCGGAUUCUUCGCCACACCUCUGGUCUUGCGUUCGGAUUCACCGGAAUUAUUGGAUUUCAUACGAAUGACAACUCCGUGUCCGCAAAGAUUGGGCGAAACCGACGAAUUCGCACAUUUAGUCCAAACAUUGAUCUCUAAUCCAAUGAUUAACGGAGAAGUCAUUCGUAUCGAUGGAGCGCUUCGUUGGCCCGAAAGGGCAUACGCUUCAAUAACUGAUGAUCUAUUUCAUGACAUCCAUAAUGCCGUCAAUGAUGUCAACGAAUAUUUAAAGAGAGAACCGCUGCCACCAAAAGAGGUCUGUUAUCCGGACAUCGGGUGCUUCUCCACUGAUGGCCCCCUCAAACACAUCGGAGCUCUUCCGGCCUCUCCGGCGGAAAUCGACACCAAAUUCAAACUCUAUACGACUAAAUCUCCGGCCACUCCUCAAGAAGUGGAUCCGCACAACGCCAAGAGUCUGGAACUAAUAAACCCAACCAAACCGUUGGCCUUCAUAUCGCAUGGUUUUGGAAACAAUGGCGAAACUCCGCAACUGAUCAUGGUGAAAGACUCGCUUAUUAAGUACGGUCACGUCGAGCAGGUGAUUAUGGUUGACUGGCAUAAGGGGGCCAAACAGCCCCUGUAUGUCGAGGCGUCGACUAACACACAGGUAGUCGGCCGUCAAAUAGCAUUCCUCGUGGAAACCCUUAGAACUACACAUAAAUUGGACCCAAAAACUGUGCAUUUGAUUGGAUUCAGUUUGGGAGCACAGGUCUCAGGUUUUGGUGGAAAGUACUCACAAACCGCUUACAAAUGGAAAUUUGGUCGCAUUUCCGCGCUAGACUCGGCCGCACCCCUAUUCGAGGGCUAUCCCGGCGCUUAUCUAAAUCAAGACGACGGCAUUUACGUGGACGCCAUCCACACGAGCGCCGGACACCUGAUCAUCACCGGUGAGGUUGGCUUUAUUGAGCCCAUAGGACACGUGGACUUCUUCCCGCACAACGGUUCCCAUCAGCCCCGGUGUUCACUACUCAACGAAACGCUUCACAUCUCAUGCAAUCACUAUUCGUCGGUCUUUUACUUCGAGUCCUCCCUAAGCGGUGGCUCUCACUGUAUGUUCACCGCAUACAAGUGCCCCAAUUGGACAGACUUUGAGGACAAGAAGUGCACUAAGAAUGGAGACUCAAGACUCGGCUUCUAUAGUACCACUCAAACGGGAAGAGGUGUUCACUACUUGGAAGUGUCCAAAGAAUAUCCAUUCUGUACUCAAUAACACUGUUAUAUUCGCUAAUUAUUUUGUAAAAUUAUAAAUAAACUUAUAAAAAGUAAUCAA